AGUGGAGGGUAUUGUGAUAACCGUCACUGUAGCCGAGCAGGCUUUGCGCUCGUUCAGCGUACGGUGCGGUGACGCGUUAUUUGUGGCGGUGCUGCGCGCUAACAAUUGUUGUUUCUCACCCAAGCCGCACAUGACGUCACCAGGGCGCGCUCCCGAGGCCGCCGCCCCCGCCAGGCGCGUCACCUGUGUCUGCGCGGACGCGCGUGUGUGCUCCGCUCGUGUGGCCGGCUGUGUCUCCGCUGUCAGUCGUCGCUCCCGGGAGCUGUGUGCUGCUACACGCCGCGGAUAGAGAGGCAACAGGGGGGUACACCGGACACCUUCAUCCCCCACCCCCGACCCCUGGACAUGCAGCCGCCCCCGCCCAGGCUGAGGAGCAGCAGGAGGAGGAGAUGAGGCUCCGCAAUGGCACUUUCUUGACUCUGCUCGCCUUCUGCUUCUGCAUCUUUCUCUCCCUGUCCUGGUACACGGCAUUCAGCGGGCAGAAAGGGGAUGUGGUGGAUGUAUAUCAGAGGGAGUUCCUGGCCCUCAGGGAUCGAUUACACGCUGCCGAACAGGAGAACCUGAAACGUUCCAAGGAACUCAACCUGGUUCUAGAUGAAAUCAAAAGGGCCAUAUCCGAAAAACAAGCCUUACGAGACAUCAACCGGACAUGGAGCAGCUUAUCUGAUGAAACCAAGCUGAAACUGUGGAAUAUCACGAACAAGAAUGUGCUACAUUUACCCACCAUCUUCCACCACCUACCCCAUCUUCUGUCCAAGGAGAACAGCCUACAGCCAGCAAUACAUGUGGGUCAAGGAAGGACUGGAGUAUCUAUAGUAAUGGGGAUUCCCAGCGUGAAGAGAGAAGUUCACUCCUACCUGACGGACACCCUCAACUCAUUGAUAUCAGAACUGAACCCACAAGAAAAGGAAGACUGUGUGAUUGUGGUUCUAAUCGCUGAGAGUGAUGCGCAGUAUGCGACCACAGUUGCUGACAACAUAAAAAGCCUGUUCCCAAAUGAAAUCCAGUCAGGCCUUCUAGAAGUUAUAUCUCCAUCACCCCAUUUUUACCCAGAUUUCUCCCGGCUACGAGAAUCUUUUGGAGACCCCAGAGAACGUGUGAGGUGGAGGACGAAACAAAAUCUGGAUUAUUGUUUCUUAAUGAUGUACGCUCAGUCAAAGGGCACGUACUAUGUGCAGCUGGAGGAUGAUAUUGUGGCCAAACCUAACUAUCUCAGCACAAUGAAGAACUUUGCCCUUCAACAGCCCUCUGAGGAGUGGAUGAUUCUUGAAUUCUCCCAACUUGGCUUCAUUGGAAAGCUCUUCAAGUCUCUGGACCUCAGCUUGAUUGUCGAGUUUAUCCUCAUGUUUUACAAAGACAAGCCUAUCGACUGGCUGCUGGACCACAUCCUGUGGGUGAAAGUAUGCAAUCCAGAGAAGGAUGCUAAGCAUUGCGAUAGACAGAAGGCAAAUCUGAGGAUUCGCUUCAAACCUUCUCUGUUUCAGCAUGUAGGGACCCACUCUUCUCUGGCAGGAAAAAUACAGAAAUUAAAGGACAAAGACUUUGGUAAACAAGCUCUCCGUAAAGAACAUGUGAAUCCAGCCGCUGAAGUCAGCACCAGCUUAAAAACUUACCAACAUUUUACCUUGGAGAAAGCUUACCUGAGAGAAGAUUUCUUUUGGGCAUUCACACCAACUGCAGGAGACUUUGUACGCUUUAGGUUCUUCAAACCUUUACGGGUUGAAAGGUAUUUUUUCCGGAGUGGGAACAUAGAGCACCCUGAAGAUAAGCUUUAUAACACCACCGUAGAGAUCCUGCCUUUUGAUAGUCUCCAGUCAGACAAAGAAGCUUUACAUGAAGGACGGGGUAAACCUUCUAAAUACCAUCGUACACCUGAUGGAUACUUUCAAAUAGGGUCAUUCAAUAAAGGAAUAGCUGAAGGAGAAGUGGAUUCUUCAUUUGGGCCACUAGAGGCGCUGCGUCUCUGUAUUCAGACAGAUUCUCCAGUGUGGGUCAUUUUAAGUGAGAUAUUUAUUAAGAAAGCUGACUGAUCAAUGGACCAAGCUGUCAAACAAUUGGGCUCCUUGAACUUUUUUGUGCUGCUCUGCCCUUGCGCCUCCCCUGUAGUUCUGCUAUCACGGGAGCACUGCUUACGGUCAGUUUCGGACAGAAGCAGAUACAUUUUCCAAAUUAUCCCACAAGUGCAACUGGAGAAGAGCUAAGGUGGUGCUCAACCACUCAGGACUCCCAGAAUGCUCUGCUGCUCAUGAAGAGGAACCCGUCUUUAGCCAGGCCACUUGCUUACCACAUGGUGACGAGAGACCAAAAGGAGCCUUUGCAGGUGGCCCAUUUCUGCCCAGUCCUUGGGGGCUGAAUUUCUAAAACAGUUGUCCUCUAUGGAAAGCACAAUAUUAGUAAAUGAUGGACACCAAAGCAUUGCUUUCUGCAUUGGAUGUACGUGUCGAUGUGUACUCAUGUGCCGAUGGAUUUAGAAGGGGUAUAUACACAUACUACAUAAUGCCUAAUUUCUCCAUUACCAACUCCUUUGGUGGUGCCUUUGGUGGUGCCUUAUUGGGCUCUCUCAAAGUUGAAUUUUUUUAUAUAUAUAUAUAUAACCUUGGUAAAAUUGUUGACUACUCUUCUUUUUUUUUUUUUGUUGUCUGUUUGUUUUCCUUUUUGUUCUGCGCUACUAUAGAGAGUGUGGUCUUGUCGAAUAAAUAUGGCAUUAGAUUUAAAGUACAUUUUAGGGGUUGCCCCUUGUACCUGGUUUAUAGGUAAAGGAAACAACCGGGUCUCUUAGAUGCAUAUUAUACAGGUAGCUUCAUAUUCAAUAUGGUGCCUGUAUAGGAUGCGUCCAAGAAGAAGGCUUUGUGGCCAGUAAUAUUAUAAACCCUUAUAAGCUAUAACCAACUCCACCAAAAAAAUCUCAUUUGUAAUACACUAUAAACAACCCUUGAGUAGUCUGAUCCUGCAGGCAUAGGCCGUGUUCACAUUCACAAGAAAUUCCACUCAGACCUUCUGCUGCAGCAGCGUCCCAUUGAUCUCAAUAGAAUUCUGCUGCACUGUGCACACGGCGGAAUUUCGUCUUUGAGAUGGCGCCUCUCCGAGCGAUCCUAGCGCCCGUCGGAUCAAUGAAAUGUGCUGAAUGUCUACCGGUGUUCUCUGGGAGGACAUUCCGGACUGAAUCGGACAUGUGAACAUAGUGCCAACCAAAUACUGUACAUGGUAUUAAAUAAGAGGCGGUGGGAUGGAAGUGCCCAUAAUUGCUGGGUCAGACUUCACAAAAUUUGUAGUCUGUUACCAUGGAAACUCAUAUCUCCAUAGGAGUUGUAGACGCACAAUGGUCUAAUUGUAAAGAUCCUUCUUUUUUUUAAAUUUAUUUUAGAUACAUUGGAACAAUAAAUAUAAAAUAGAUGGCAAAUAUGGCCAAAGCCUUUAGGGCGCUGGGCAGGUGGCUCCCCAGCUAUUGAAAAACUACAACUCCCAGAAUGUACUCAGAGUUAUAGCUUUGCAGCAGCCAGAGAGGCACAUGAUGGAGACCACUGCCCCUCCCAGCUGUCGCAAAAAUACAAGUCAGCCGCACGAUGGGAGUAGUAGUUUGGUAACAGAUGGAGAGACACCGGUUGGGUAACACUGGUUUAGGGAAUCCAGUACAUGUGCAGUGUGUUGUAUACAAUAUAGUAGCUGCUUGAGUGGCCUUUGUAUGGUGUGUAGCGGGGAACAUCUCCUUUAGAGAUGAGCGAACUUACAGUAAAUUUGAUUAGUCACGAACUUCUCGGCUCAGCAGUUGAUGACUU
Messenger RNA from Hyla sarda, 3776 nucleotides. RefSeq names its product alpha-1,3-mannosyl-glycoprotein 4-beta-N-acetylglucosaminyltransferase B (gene MGAT4B). The coding region runs from base 390 to 2030 and encodes 546 amino acids. The record is from RefSeq and is a predicted model, not a curated record. The transcript is spliced from 15 exons. Lineage: Eukaryota; Metazoa; Chordata; Amphibia; Anura; Hylidae. Gene Ontology annotation, biological process: protein N-linked glycosylation. Gene Ontology annotation, molecular function: acetylglucosaminyltransferase activity. Gene Ontology annotation, cellular component: endoplasmic reticulum; endoplasmic reticulum-Golgi intermediate compartment; Golgi stack.